This is a messenger RNA of Corythoichthys intestinalis (scribbled pipefish), 2306 nucleotides long. Its product is annotated as ubiquitin-conjugating enzyme E2 G1-like. Bases 137 to 646 code for a protein of 169 amino acids. NCBI's taxonomy places the organism in Eukaryota, Metazoa, Chordata, Actinopteri, Syngnathiformes, Syngnathidae. Gene Ontology annotation, biological process: ubiquitin-dependent protein catabolic process; protein polyubiquitination. The record is from RefSeq and is a predicted model, not a curated record. The transcript is spliced from 6 exons. Gene Ontology annotation, molecular function: ubiquitin conjugating enzyme activity.
AGCACCAUAACCAGCAGCUGAAGCUUGUGUCAAAACACAAGAGGGAAAUCGGCAGCACGCAGCAGCAAAUCUGGGCGAGCUUUCAUUUUGGUGGGAGUAUUUAUAAAACCAGAUUUUUCAAUAACGUGCACAUACCAUGACAGAACAAUCAGCGUUACUUCUCCGAAAACAACUUGCAGAGCUCAACAAGAACCCUGUGGAGGGCUUUUCGGCAGGUCUAAUAGAUGAUGACGACAUUUAUAAAUGGGAAGUUGUGAUCAUCGGUCCCCAGGAUACCCUUUUUGAAGGAGGGUUUUUUAAAGCAUAUUUAACUUUCCCAUAUGAUUAUCCUCUUCGGCCUCCAAAGAUGAAGUUCAUAACAGAAAUCUGGCACCCGAAUGUUGCAAAAAAUGGGGAUGUGUGCAUUUCUAUCCUGCAUGAGCCCGGAGAGGAUAAAUUUGGCUAUGAAAAGCCUGAAGAGCGCUGGCUGCCGAUCCACACAGUUGAGACAAUCAUGAUUAGUGUUAUCUCCAUGUUGGCAGACCCCAACAGUGAUUCACCAGCUAAUGUAGAUGCUGCUAAAGAGUGGAGGGAGGACCCAAAUGGUGAAUUCAAGAGAAAAGUGGCUCGUUGUGUAAGAAAAAGUCAAGAGAUGGCCUUUGACUAGAAGUAUAUUGUGAAUUCCAGGGAAAUGCCUCCAGAGGGAAACGUUCCGACUUUUGUGCCCCUUGUUUUGCAAGAUAAAAGGAAUUUUCAACCUGGUUUCUGCGAGCGGUUGUAAUGUGUCACAAGAAGAGCAAAUUUGAGAACACUACCAGCGAAAUUCACCUCCUUCCUACCUGGAAUUGUAUAUUUAAUUUUAUUUAUUUUGGAAAACUAAUGAUGUAAAAUAUGUCACUACUGUAAAUUAACUUGCUUUUUUAUCUGCUGCUGAACAGUUUCUACUUUAUACUACCAGGUUUCUUAUGCAAUUUAGUGGUCAAGAGUGAGUCGAACAAAUGAAAGCCUGUUACCUUCCCGUCAUCCCCCUGUCCUCUAUUUCAUACUGUACAUGUCAGUCCAUCAUACUGUGUAUCUGUCAAUAGAUGUGAUUGUGAUUUUCAAGUCAUUGACUCACUGUUGCCUUUUAUUGGCUUCACUUCUUCACUGAUUAUUUUUCAGAAACAAGGUAAAGACGAUUUUGCGGCAAUUAAACGUCUCAUCUCUAUUUUUUAAUGAAACCGCCACCUGCAUCAGCUAUCCUCGCUAAGGUGUUGCAAUGACUAUCGUGCAUGAUCCCGUCAAACUCUCGCGUCUUGUUGCUAAUUGUCGUUGUCAACGGAAUGGCUUACUCUGCCUUGAGAGCCAUGAUCUUCUAGUAUAUUGACUUGCACACGCAUGGCUAACAUUAACACUAGGUUUGUGCCAACUUCUCAGGAUUCAAUUCCAAUGUUGCAAUUAGCACCCGGUGGGAUAGACUUUAAAUAGGAACAUUUUGUCAGCUACCACAACCAAAAAGGGUAUGUGGGGAGAAACGUCUACAAGCUGUGAUCAUUCUGGGUGCAGAGUGUGUACUGCUGUGGCAUCUGAAUUUACCUCAAUGUGGUUGUUGAGUUCUCAAUGUGGGGAUGCUUGGGGGCUCUGUUGUAGAACUGGACUAGCUGUCGGUAUGUUGUUGCACAUUGGGAUUUCUCUGUAGAUCAUAAGUUUCACAUUGGUUUAAGGUGCAGAUGCUAAGGACUCGGUAGAUUGAAAGGUCAGAUUUUCAUUUUUUUUUGUUCCUGGAACAUUAUUAGUCAACAUGUAUCACUUUAACUUCACAAUUAGAGUUUUCUUUUUAAGUUUUUUUUUCUAACACGUAGAGUUGACAUGUAAACACUUUUAAUUGGAAAAAGACACAAUCCUGCAUACACUUUUACAUAAACGAAAGUACACUGGUCAGAAAAUACAGGCAUUUUCCUCCUCAAGAAUGGACUGAAAUCACCAUUUAUGGCACAUGCAAUCAGAGUUGAAUGAGUUGUAUGUGAAUGAUUCCAUCUACAAUGUACAAUCCUGAGUGAAUGUGAUCUAUACUAUUUUAGUAGACAUGUUGAGACUUGAUCAUGUCACUGCUGUCAACGUUUUACGUCAGAAUUUUCUAACCUACCAUGACCUCUUCUGACCGGUCUUCACUGUAUUUGCACAGAUUCAGUGCGUUUUUCAAACAUCAUUAAGCAAUACGCUCUGAAAAUGGUGUCCAGGUAAUCUUGCCUAUUGGUACCCUUAUAACGUUGCCACCAGUUUUGUUUUCCAUUUUGUUUCAGCGCAAUGUAUAUUGGACAUGAUGCUCAAUAAAGUGUGUAAAAUGA